GAGAUUAUAUUGUAAUUCAAGAUUUAUGCAUAGCACGGAUACAUAGGUACCAACAAAUCACUGAAUAUUUUCAUUUAGAGUUCAAAUCAACGUGCCAAUUUAUAUUUUUGUCUAAAAUAUUUAAAUGACAUGCUCAAAAUAUUUUCAAAAUUUAUCCUUGCAAUUAAUAUUGUUAUUUGUUUCACCUCAUGUUCAAUAGCAGGACCACAACCAAGCAAAUGUGUGAGCAGAAAUGCCGAAAUUUUGUUCUUAAUUGACAGUUCAUCAAGCGUCGUUGAAAACGAUCCACCCGGCAACAAUGGUAACAGCUGGAGUUAUGUUAAAAGUUUUUUAAGCGAAGUCAUUCAGCUUUUACCCAUUGACAAAGGAGAAACCAAAGUUGGCGUUAUCACUUUUUCUACCAAAGUCAACACAAACAAUAAUACCGUUUUGUUUUCUAAAACAAAAUCUGUGCUGAAUGUUAUUGCCAAUUUGCCAUACUCUGGAGGUAAUACAAAUACUUCAGGAGCGUUGAGAUAUGCUCGGUCUGUGUUAUUAAACGUAACAACAUUGCAGGGAACGGUGCCUUCGUCAACAUCUUCAUCUUACGAUGUCAAGAAAGUGAUUGUGUUGAUAACGGAUGGAUUAUCAAAUGUUGAUUCUUCUUUAACCCUCCAAGAAGCCAGACUAAACAAACAAUUGUCCAUUGAACAAUAUGCGAUCGGAAUCACCAAGUACAUGAACGAAGAUGAGCUGCAGGAUCUAGUCAGCGACCCUGUUUCGUAUCAUUAUCUGAAUGCGUCAGAUUUCAGCCACCUCAACUUACUGAUCAACGAGCUGCUCCAAAGACUUACUUGCAGCCAGCCACCUCUACCUGAACCUUGUCGAGACACCAGAUCCGACAUAGCGUUUGUUUUAGAUUCGUCUGGAAGCAUAAUUAUUCAGCAUUCCGACAACUCAAGAGAUUUAUCUAACUGGGUGCUAGUAAAAAAUUUUGUCAUUAAUGUAGCCAAAAAUCUCAACAUCGGUCUUAGCCAGACAAGAAUUUCUCUGAUUACGUUCUCGCAUAUUGCUAGAGUAGAGUUUUAUUUGAAAGAUUUCAACGAUUUUGAAUCACUCGCUGCCAACAUAUCGAAAAUUGACAUCAUUGGUUCAGAAACGAAUACGUCAGGAGCGUUGAGACUAAUGAAUGAUGUUGUUUUCAACGUUAAAAACGGUGACCGGCCCGACGUUCCCAACGUCGCCAUCGUCAUGACCGAUGGUCAAUCUAACGUUAAUCAAUCAGAAACUAUUCCCGAGGCUAUAAGAGCAAAAAAUUUUGGUAUAAUUAAUUUUAAAAUUAUCUUUUUACGUAUUUGA
This is a messenger RNA of Helobdella robusta, 1338 nucleotides long. RefSeq lists its product as hypothetical. The transcript has 4 exons. The coding region runs from base 130 to 1338 and encodes 402 amino acids. The record is from RefSeq and is a predicted model, not a curated record. NCBI's taxonomy places the organism in Eukaryota, Metazoa, Annelida, Clitellata, Rhynchobdellida, Glossiphoniidae.